AUGCAGAGAGCGGUCAGGCAGCGCUACAUCGUCAGCAGCGGCCGCACCUCCAACUUCUCGUCAUGGGACGAGACCAGAGAAGCCGUCGACGCCCACAUGGAGUUCCGGGCCUAUGUGCGCAUCGAGGGGAUCCCUCUACACGCAUGGGGCCUGGAGGUUGAUGAGAAGGUGUUGGGCAAGGAAUGUGCCAUCCACCACGUGGAGGAGCACACCAGGCGCAAGGAGAGGACUAGGACGUUCGACCUCUGGACUUGGUGCUCGGACCCCUGCAAGAUCCCGACUGAGGUUUGGCUCACCAUUGCUGAUCCUGAUGUAGAGCAGCCGCCCGUGGACAUCCCACAGGCUCCAGUCCACCGUGACCCUCCCACCAACAUCAAGCAUGGACUGACAUACCGCAUCCUACCGCACGUGGCGACUGUUGAGGACCUCUCCUUCAUCAGGGGCAAUGGAGGCCCUGGUGGACCGCCUAACCGCAAGCGUCGUCGGAACUUCGAUUGGAGCUACAGCGUCCCUAACAUCUUGGGAGAGGCACGCGAACGUCAGCAUGAGGGCCGUGGUCGGGACAACAAGGAAGGAGUCGAGACCAGGGCUGUCAAGAAGGCGCCAGCGCAUGCUGAUCCAACAUGUCAGAAAGAGAAGAAUAAGGAAAACGGGCUGAACAUGAUGCUGGUGAAGGUCCACAACAACACUACAAACAACACUAAUAAUGCCAACCUAGAUCAGGUACAGCCGUCGGAAAGUACAGAGCGGGAAGCUCAGCUCCGCUCGGCGGACAUCCAGGGUUCUGACCCGAUGGAUGAGUUUUCAGAGAAUAUCACACACCACUUAGAACAACCCCUUCUUCCUACGCCAUCAAUUGUCUUUGAACCAGAACAGUUAGAUAUGGCUACAGAUAUUGAUUAUACACAAAGGAAGGGUAGUCGGUUAGCUGAUAAGGCAAAAACUAUAGUUGGCAAGGAUUCUAUGAAGUUAGCUCAGGAACUUCUUUCAAAAAAAUUGGGAGAACUAACAACAGAACAACCCAGCAGCAAUGAAGCUAACUUUGAUAUUUUUCAUAGCACUUUGUCAAGCCAAUCAACAUGGUAG
Molecule: messenger RNA, 1086 nt
Organism: Miscanthus lutarioriparius
Lineage: Eukaryota; Viridiplantae; Streptophyta; Magnoliopsida; Poales; Poaceae
Source: the annotation of a GenBank genome assembly